AUGGCGCAAUAUCUAUCGCCUCGUAUUAUUGAACAUCCCACAGAUUUAGUGGUGAAAAAGAAUGAACCGGCCACACUGAAUUGUAAAGUUGAAGGCAAACCGGAGCCAACAAUUGAAUGGUUUAAGGACGGCGAACCUGUCAAUACAAAUGAUAAGAAAUCACAUCGGGUGCUCUUCAAGGAUGGUGCCCUGUUCUUCUAUCGCACUGUGCAGGGCAAAAAGGAACAGGACAGUGGUGUCUAUUGGUGUGUGGCCAAAAAUCAUGUUGGCAAAGCAGUCAGUCGUCAUGCCACUUUGCAAAUAGCGGUUUUACGGGAUGAUUUUCGCGCACAGCCAAAGGAUACCCGGGUGGCUAAAGGCGAAACAGCAUUGUUGGAAUGUGGGCCACCAAAAGGUAUUCCGGAGCCAACAUUAAUAUGGAUGAAGGACGGUGUGCCUCUGGACGAUUUGAAGACAAAAUCUUAUGGAACCACAUCACGUAUACGCAUUGUCGAUGGUGGCAAUUUAUUGAUAAGCAACGUUGAACCAAUUGAUGAGGGCAACUAUAAGUGUAUCGCUCAAAAUAUUGUCGGUACCCGAGAGUCCAGUUAUGCUAAACUAAUUGUCGAAGUUAAACCCUAUUUUAUGAAAAAACCUCAAGACCUAACCAUGCUGGCUGGACAAACGGCAACAUUUCAUUGUUCGGUGGGUGGUGAUCCACCACCAAAGAUUUUGUGGAAAAAGGAAGAAGGCAAUAUACCCGUAUCCAGAGUAAGCAUACAGCCCGACGACAAAGGUUUGGAAAUUUUCAACAUUGUGCCAGAGGAUGAGGGCACCUAUGUGUGUGAGGCUCUCAAUUCGGUGGGACAAAUCAGUGCCAGGGCCUCGUUGACCGUGCAUGCCCCUCCCACCUUCAUAGUCAAACCCCAAGACAAAAAGGUGGGCCUGAACGGUGUGGCCUCAUUUCCCUGUGUGGCCGAUGGCAAUCCACCACCCUCGGUAUUCUGGACCAAAGAGGGUUCCAGCACUCUGAUGUUCCCCAACAACUCCUAUGGCCACUUACAUGUUUCACUUGAAGGUACUCUGCAAAUCAAUGGUGUACAAAAGGAUGAUGCCGGCUAUUAUGUCUGUUCGGCGUUUAGUGUUGUCGAUUCGACAACAAUUCGAGCAUUUUUACAGGUUACCUCUGUAGACGAUACCCCACCGCCCAUCAUCCAAAUUGGCCCCUCAAAUCAAACUCUACCCAAGGGCAGUGUUGCCAUGUUACCCUGCCGUGCUUCAGGACAUCCAACACCACGCGUUAAGUGGUAUCGUGAUGGCACCACCCUACAAAGUGGUAAUCGUUAUACCAUUGUUCAGGGUGGAUCUCUAAGGAUUGAUG
Messenger RNA from Musca vetustissima, 1360 nucleotides. Its product is annotated as roundabout homolog 2-like. The transcript has 8 exons. The record is from RefSeq and is a predicted model, not a curated record. Gene Ontology annotation, cellular component: axon; plasma membrane. Lineage: Eukaryota; Metazoa; Arthropoda; Insecta; Diptera; Muscidae. The annotation marks the transcript as partial. Gene Ontology annotation, molecular function: cell-cell adhesion mediator activity. Gene Ontology annotation, biological process: homophilic cell-cell adhesion; axon guidance; dendrite self-avoidance.